GAUCGCGCCACUGCACUCUAGCCUGGGCGACAGAGUGAGACUUCGUCUCAACAACAACGACAACAAAAAAAGAUAAAUUCACAGGAGCAAUUACCAGGUCAGGGGGUAAGAAUAUAUUUGCUGUUUAAUGGGUAAAGUUUUGCAAGAUGAAAAGAGUUCUAGAGAUGGAUAGCGAUGAGAGUUGUACAACAUGAAUGUACUUAAUGCCAUUGAGUACCAUUAAAAAUGGUUAUGAUGGUAAAUUUUAUGUUAUGUGUAUGAAAAAAUUUUUAACUCUAAAGAUAAGGGAGACACCGGCAGAGUCGGGCACUGCCAGGCUGGCAUCUAGAAGUCCAAAGUCUGGACCCUAGCAGUGCAAGAACAUCUGUUACCCUGUCUUCUCAGAUCCCCGCCGGAAGUGUAGGAAGAGAGCAAGCAGAUUUGAGCCUAUCUGCUUUCAAGCUGGUGAUCGUGAUGAAACUUAGAAACAAAAAUGAAAAGCCAGGUAAAGGUUCCAAGGGCUGUAAGAAGCCUGCAAAACGAAAUGGGAAGAAAGCAACCUCCAAAGUGCCCUCUGCUCCUCAGUUUGUUCAUUCCAAUGAUCAUGCCAGUCAAGAGGCUGAAUUAAAGAAUAGAGUUGAGGAGAUGAGGGAGAAGCGAGCUGCCCAGGAGCAAGAAAGACAAAAACGCAGGUCUAUCAAGAGCUACUGUGAGGAUAUCCUAACACGCCAGGAGGAGUUUGAGUGUAAGGAGGAAGUUUUGCAGGAAUUAAAUAUGUUUCCUCAGCUGGAUGACGAGGCCACGAGGAAGGCUUAUUACAAGGAGUUCCGUAAGGUGGUAGAAUACUCUGAUGUGAUUCUGGAAGUCAUGGAUGCCAGAGACCCAUUAGGCUGCUGCUGCUUCCAAAUGGAGGAGGCUGUUCUAUGGGCAGAAGGCAACAAGAAGCUGGUCCUAGUCUUGAACAAGAUUGACCUGGACCCCAAGGAGGUUGUGAAGUGGCUGGAUUACCUUCAGAAUGAGUUGCCAACUGUGGCUUUCAAGGCCAGGACCCAGCAUGUCAGCUUUGGAGCUGAAAACCUCAUGAGGGUUCUGGGGAACUAUUGCCACCUUGGUGAAGUGUGCACCCACAUCAAUAUGGGUAUUGUGGGCCUUCCCGAUGUUGGGAAGAGUAGCCUGAUUAAUAGCCUGAAGCACAGCCAUGCAUGCCGUGUGGGAGCCGUUCCUGGGGUCACGAAAUUCAUGCAGGAGGUCUACCUGGACAAGUUCAUCUGGCUGCUGGAUGCUCUAGCCAUUGUCCCAGGGCCCAGCUCCGAGGUGGGCACCAUUCUGCAUAGUUGCAUCCACGUGCAGAGGCUGGCAGAUGCGGUAACCCCAGUGGAGACCAUCUUGCAGAGCUACAACCUGGAGAUUUCCAAUUACUACCUCCUCUCUGGGUACCAGACCACUGAGCACUUUCUGAUGACAGUGGCCCACCAUUUGGGGAAGAGAGACUUAUGCAGUCAGGAGCAGGCAGCCAAAGCUGUCCUAGCUGACUGGGUGAGCGGGAAGAUCAGCUUCUAUUACCACCACCACCCACUCACAAUGCCUGCCUAUCUCAGCACUGAGAUCAUUAAGGAAAUGACCAAGGUCUUUCACAUCGAGAAUACCGAGCAGGUCAAUGAAGACACCAUGGAAUGCUUGGCCACUGGAGAAUCUGAUGAGGUGUUGGGUGACAUGGACCCACUCAAAAUGGAGAUCAAGUUGCUCCAUUAUCCGAUGAUGAAAAUAGCAGAUGCCAUUGAAAAUAAAGCCACCAUGUAUAAGAUCGGAGAUCUCACUGGGUAUUGCACCAAUCCGAAUCGUCAUCAGAAGGGGUGGGCUAAACUCAAUGUGGAUCACCACCCUAAAAACAACAGUAAAGUGGAUGUGUGCCCAGUGGACUGCUGCCCAGUACUGCAGAGGAUCAUGGGGAUGGACUCCCUAUAACAGGGCCAGGCUCUGGCAUCCUCCCUAAAGAAUAAGAAUAGGCAGAAAUGUGCAGAUAAAAUCGCCAGGGAGCUGUCUGAUUCCAUGAUGUCUGCCGUCAACCUCUCUGGCAAUGUUGAUGGCGGUGUUGAUGACUAACUGUCUGAUCUCACUUCCCUUCCAAUCCAAGCACCAGUUCCAGUGGGACGGGGGAUUACCAAUGAAAUAGUUUGGUUCUCCCUGAAGCAUCUGCGCAUUAAAAGAACCCUUCCACAACUAUGUUUCUUUCUUCCCACUGUUCUCUGCACUCUCUCCAGGAAAAAGAGCCCCAAGAGACUGGAGCUGACAAACUCAAUACCCUUUAUUUAACCCCUACUCUGUUUUAAAACAGAAAUAAAAGAAGUAUCAGCAGGAAAAAAAAGAAAAGAAUAUAACCCCCCCAAAAAAUAUCAUUCUUUUGAAAAGAAUGGUUUUUGGGAGUAUUACCCCCAAAAAAUAUUCUUGGGGUAUAUUCUUUUGAAGCAAUAUUAUUCUUUUGAAAAGAAAGAGCAUUAAUAAACCAUUUGCCCUUUUAGAAAGAAUAACCAAAUUACACUGCCACCAACAUGUUUACCUCGCUUGUACCAGUAUUUAAUGUCUUAAUGUUUUUUAAAUUUUUUGCUAAAUGGUCUAAAAUGAUUCUUCAAGGUUGAAGUCUGUAUUUUACUUCUAUUAAGAUUGAAAAGUAAACAUUUACCUUUGUGGUUUUUUACUAUUUGUAUUUCCUCUUUUGUUAAAUGUACAUUCAUGUCAUUGGCCCUUCAUCCGUCAACGUUGAACAUUUUCCUUAAAUUUAAAAGAGCCCUUUUUAUAGCAUAAUAUUUUAAGUAUUUCUCCUAGUCUUUGUUGUCUUUUAAAUUCAGAUUUAAGGGAUGAGUAACUUUAUGAUUUUAA
Molecule: messenger RNA, 2856 nt
Organism: Chlorocebus sabaeus (green monkey)
Lineage: Eukaryota; Metazoa; Chordata; Mammalia; Primates; Cercopithecidae
Source: RefSeq, a predicted model, not a curated record